This is a messenger RNA of Cebus imitator (Panamanian white-faced capuchin), 6423 nucleotides long. It is a transcript of the gene ADCY5, whose product is annotated as adenylate cyclase 5. NCBI's taxonomy places the organism in Eukaryota, Metazoa, Chordata, Mammalia, Primates, Cebidae. The transcript is spliced from 20 exons. Gene Ontology annotation, biological process: adenylate cyclase-inhibiting G protein-coupled receptor signaling pathway; adenylate cyclase-activating G protein-coupled receptor signaling pathway; cAMP biosynthetic process. Gene Ontology annotation, molecular function: adenylate cyclase activity. Gene Ontology annotation, cellular component: plasma membrane. The record is from RefSeq and is a predicted model, not a curated record. Bases 531 to 4160 code for a protein of 1209 amino acids.
CGCUGCGAGGAAAGGGCACCCGCUGUGUCUCCUCGCCGGGACCCCCGCCGAGCCGCCCUCGCCGCCGCUGAGCCCCGAGAGCAGCAGGGCUCCGCUUAGGCGGAAUCUUCGAGUGCCGCGCCCGUGCACUGCCGGCCCGGGGAGGCGCCGCCCGCAAGGACACCUCUCCGUUCCCCCUCGGCCGCAACUCCGGCCCUCGUCGAGCUCGACACGAGCCAGGAGCCCAGACGUCUCUCCGCGCACGACGCAGCAGCAGCCCGACCAGUCCCCGCUGCCCCAGCUCGGAGGCAACUCCAACUUGGACCUGGGACUUCCGACGCGGAUCCUCAGCUACUUCUCACCUCGGGCAGCGCCCUCCUCCUCCGCUCAGGACGGGGGUGCCAAGAUGUCCCGCAGCGGCUCAGGGCCCCGGGCCGCCCCCGACGUGUGACCCUAGCCUGGUCCCCCUGCUCGGCGGGCCGCCCUCCCCUUGGAGACCCCCGGCCCGGCUUCCGGGGGAGGAGGAAGGAGACCACGAGGCCGACGGGGGGAUGUCCGGCUCCAAAAGCGUGAGCCCCCCGGGCUUCGCAGCGCAGAAGACUGCGGCGGCAGCGCCCCGGGGAGGCCCGGAACACCGCUCAGCGUGGGGCGAGGCCGAUUCCCGCGCCAAUGGCUACCCCCACGUCCCCGGGGGUUCGGCCCGCGGCUCCACCAAGAAACCCGGGGGGGCGGUGGCCCCGCAGCAGCAGCAGCAGCGCCUGGCCAGCCGCUGGCGCAGCGACGACGACGACGAUCCUCCGCUGAGCGGCGACGACCCCCUGGCCGGGGGCUUCGGUUUCAGCUUUCGCUCCAAGUCCGCCUGGCAGGAGCGCGGCGGGGACGACUGCGGUCGCGGCAGCCGCCGGCAACGGCGGGGCGCGGCCGGCGGGGGCAGCACCCGGGCGCCCCCUGCGGGCGGCGGCGGCGGCUCGGCUGCGGCGGCGGCCGCGGCGGGCGGGACGGAGGUGCGCCCCCGUUCGGUGGAGGUGGGCCUGGAGGAGCGGCGGGGCAAGGGCCGCGCGGCCGACGAGGUGGAGGCCAGCGCCGUCGAGGGCGGCGAGGGGUCCGGGGAUGGCGGCAGCUCGGCGGAUUCGGGCUCCGGUGCGGGGCCCGGCGCGGUGCUGUCCCUGGGCGCCUGCUGCCUGGCGUUGCUGCAGAUAUUCCGCUCCAAGAAGUUCCCGUCGGACAAGCUGGAGCGGCUGUACCAGCGCUACUUCUUCCGCCUGAACCAGAGCAGCCUCACCAUGCUCAUGGCCGUGUUGGUGCUCGUGUGCCUGGUCAUGCUGGCCUUCCACGCGGCGCGGCCCCCGCUCCAGCUGCCCUACCUGGCGGUGCUGGCGGCCGCGGUGGGCGUGAUCCUCAUCAUGGCUGUGCUCUGCAACCGUGCCGCCUUCCACCAGGACCACAUGGGCCUGGCCUGCUAUGCGCUCAUCGCUGUGGUGCUGGCCGUCCAGGUGGUGGGCCUGCUGCUGCCGCAGCCGCGCAGCGCCUCCGAGGGCAUCUGGUGGACCGUGUUCUUCAUCUACACCAUCUACACGCUGCUGCCCGUGCGCAUGCGGGCCGCGGUGCUCAGCGGGGUGCUCCUGUCCGCCCUCCACCUGGCCAUCGCCCUGCGCACCAACGCCCAGGACCAGUUCCUGCUCAAACAGCUUGUCUCCAAUGUCCUCAUUUUCUCCUGCACCAACAUUGUGGGCGUCUGCACCCACUACCCGGCUGAGGUCUCCCAGAGGCAGGCUUUCCAGGAGACCCGAGAGUGUAUCCAGGCGCGGCUCCACUCACAGAGGGAGAACCAGCAGCAGGAGCGGCUCCUGCUGUCUGUCCUUCCCCGUCAUGUUGCCAUGGAGAUGAAAGCAGACAUCAACGCCAAGCAGGAGGAUAUGAUGUUCCAUAAGAUUUACAUCCAGAAACAUGACAACGUGAGCAUCCUGUUUGCGGACAUCGAGGGUUUCACCAGCCUGGCAUCCCAGUGCACUGCACAGGAACUGGUCAUGACCCUUAACGAGCUCUUUGCCCGCUUCGACAAGCUGGCCGCAGAGAAUCACUGUUUACGUAUUAAGAUCCUCGGGGAUUGUUAUUACUGUGUCUCGGGGCUGCCUGAAGCGAGGGCUGACCACGCCCACUGCUGUGUGGAGAUGGGCAUGGACAUGAUCGAGGCCAUCUCACGCAUCCACAUCACCAAGGCUACACUCAACUACCUGAACGGGGACUACGAGGUGGAGCCGGGCUGUGGGGGCGAGCGCAACGCCUACCUCAAGGAGCACAGUAUUGAGACCUUCCUCAUCCUGCGCUGCACCCAGAAGCGGAAAGAAGAGAAGGCCAUGAUCGCCAAGAUGAACCGCCAGAGAACCAACUCCAUCGGGCACAACCCACCGCACUGGGGGGCUGAGCGCCCCUUCUACAACCACCUGGGUGGUAACCAGGUGUCCAAGGAGAUGAAGCGGAUGGGCUUUGAAGACCCCAAGGACAAGAAUGCCCAGGAGAGUACAAACCCUGAGGAUGAAGUGGAUGAGUUUCUGGGCCGCGCCAUUGAUGCCAGGAGCAUCGAUAGGCUGCGGUCUGAGCAUGUCCGCAAGUUCCUCUUGACCUUCAGGGAGCCUGACUUAGAGAAGAAGUACUCCAAGCAGGUGGAUGACCGAUUUGGUGCCUAUGUGGCAUGUGCCUCGCUCGUCUUCCUCUUCAUCUGCUUUGUCCAGAUCACCAUCGUGCCCCACUCCAUAUUCAUGCUCAGCUUCUACCUGACCUGUUUCCUGCUGCUGACCUUGGUGGUGUUUGUGUCUGUGAUCUACUCCUGCGUAAAGCUCUUCCCCUCCCCGCUGCAGACCCUCUCCAGGAAGAUCGUGCGGUCCAAGAUGAACAGCACCCUGGUUGGGGUGUUCACCAUCAUCCUAGUGUUCCUGGCGGCUUUUGUCAACAUGUUCACGUGCAACUCCAAGGACCUGCUGGGCUGCUUGGCACAGGAGCACAAUAUCAGCGCAAACCAGGUCAACGCAUGUCACGUGGUAGAGUCGGCCGUCAACUACAGCCUGGGUGACGAGCAGGGCUUCUGCGACAGCCCCUGGCCCAACUGCAACUUCCCUGAGUACUUCACCUACAGUGUGCUGCUCAGCCUGCUGGCCUGCUCCGUGUUCCUGCAGAUCAGCUGCAUCGGGAAGCUGGUGCUCAUGCUGGCCAUCGAGCUCAUCUACGUGCUCAUCGUGGAGGUGCCAGGUGUCACGCUGUUCGACAAUGCCGACCUGCUGGUCACCGCCAACGCCAUAGAUUUCAGCAACAACGGGACCUCCCAGUGCCCUGAGCACGCAACCAAGGUGGCACUGAAGGUGGUGACACCCAUCAUCAUCUCAGUCUUCGUGCUGGCCCUGUACCUGCAUGCCCAGCAGGUGGAGUCCACUGCCCGCCUCGACUUCCUCUGGAAACUGCAGGCCACAGAGGAGAAGGAAGAGAUGGAGGAGCUGCAGGCCUACAACCGGCGGCUGCUGCACAACAUCCUGCCCAAGGACGUGGCCGCUCACUUCCUGGCCCGCGAGCGGCGCAACGAUGAGCUCUACUAUCAGUCCUGUGAGUGCGUGGCGGUCAUGUUCGCCUCCAUCGCCAACUUCUCCGAGUUCUAUGUCGAGCUGGAGGCCAACAACGAGGGUGUCGAGUGCCUACGGCUGCUCAACGAGAUCAUCGCUGACUUCGAUGAGAUCAUCAGUGAGGAUCGGUUCAGGCAGCUGGAGAAGAUCAAGACCAUUGGCAGCACCUACAUGGCCGCUUCUGGCCUCAACGACUCCACCUAUGACAAGGCGGGCAAGACCCACAUCAAGGCACUGGCCGACUUUGCUAUGAAGCUGAUGGACCAGAUGAAGUACAUCAAUGAGCACUCCUUCAACAACUUCCAGAUGAAGAUUGGGCUCAACAUCGGCCCCGUGGUGGCUGGGGUGAUUGGGGCACGAAAGCCUCAGUACGACAUCUGGGGCAAUACGGUGAACGUGGCUAGCCGCAUGGACAGCACUGGUGUGCCCGACCGCAUCCAGGUCACCACGGACAUGUACCAGGUGCUGGCUGCCAACACUUACCAACUGGAGUGCCGGGGUGUGGUCAAGGUCAAGGGCAAAGGCGAGAUGAUGACGUACUUCCUCAAUGGAGGGCCCCCGCUCAGUUAGCAGCUGCUGGCCAGUGGGGCCAGGCAGCCUGGCCUCCAGAGGCAUGGAAGCAGCUUCUCUGUGUGCCGGGGGUGGCGGGGAAGCCAUGCUCCAGCCCGCAGGGCUGCGCUGCUGAGAUUUUCCACUUGGACUCCAGAGCAGCUUCUGCCUUUGCUGGUGGGCAGCGGCCUCUAUCCCAGGCCCCGAGGUGCCAGCGUCCUGCGAGCACCCAGCUGACCAAAGAUGUUUCCCUCUGUAGAAGACUCUGCUAGACUGGGUCUGAAGCUUGAGUUUUCUAACAGGUGCUGCUGCACAGGUGGAAAGGAGCCGUGGGAGUGUGUGUGUGGCGCAGCCCAGACAGGGGCAGAGCUGAGGGAGGGGCCUCCGCCUCAGCUGGGGGUAGAUGGGCUCCACUCCGGCCUGGAGGAGCCUAGGGGUCUGCUUUUCCAUGUGAGCCUUUAACCUUCAGACAGAGGCCACGAUCCUGCACCUGCAGGGGCUUUGGGGCAGGAGUGCUGGCUUUGGAGGGACUGUGGCCUUCAUCGUGGUCCUCUGCCCACACCUCCACGCACAUAGACAGUGCCCUAGGAGGGAAACAAACAGAACUAAUUAUGAGGGGGAGGAAAGAGGACACCAAGCAAGGAGUGGUGAUUCUGAGAAAAAAUAUUUAUUAAACAAAACAAAACUAGUUCUCCGUGCCCUUCUUUAGACUAUGCUAGUUGUAUGCGUGUAAGACACACAAGCAAAUGAGGACGCCACUCGGGGGGAGGGCAGGGAUCCCCACUUGUCUUUUUUGUAUUUUUUAUUUUGUAUUAUUGAAAGCCUUGGAGAUCUCACAGAUAUGCCAAAUUCUAUAUUUUGUAAAUUAGAAAACAGCUGUGCACAGCAGGGCGUGUGUGCUCAUUUGUACUGUGUGUAUGUUGCUGUAUGUACUAGUGUAUAUGUGUGUAUGUUCAUGCUGUGGAACUGGUCUUACGCAGGAUGCGUUUCCCUUAUUUCAGAUUUGGCAGUUUUGGUUUUCCCAGGUACCACCAGAGCAGUGGGUGUGUGCUUUCGGGGUGCCAUAUGCCCAGAUUGAGGAGGAGGAUGCACGGACACAUUGACCCAUCUUUCUCUGCCACACACACGUGUGUACACACAUGCACACACCCUGCUUCCCCUAAGAAAAAUGCAGAUGAAAUAAGAAAAAAACUGUUUUCCCAUUCCAGGCCAAGCUGGAACCAAGGGAAGCAACCUCAUUCUGCAGCAGGUAGCAUGGCACCCUCCACACCCUGAGAUUUCAGACAUUUGUUGCCUGCAGAGGCAGGUCCUGCAAACUCCCGGGUGCUCUGCAGGCUGGGGCAAGGAAACCAAGCCUGCCUGGCCUGCUCAGUUGGCCAAGGUACAGGUGGCUCUUCCUGGAGAUGAUCACUCAGUCCAGGGAUGCAAUGUGCAGCGAGCCCUCAGGUUUGGGGAAAGGGAGUAGCCUUGACCUCCACCGGCAAACCAGGCAGAGGAAUGGGUAGAGCCCAGCUUCAGAGUCCACAGGGAAAGCUAGCAGAAAUUUUCUUUUAUCGGGAUGGGGCAGUUAAACAUACCAAGAAAAAAAUACUAUUUUUAUAAGCUAUGAGGAAAGCAUAUGGAAAAUGAUACUGUAUCACAGAAUUCAAACAGAAUCCUUAGGGCCCAUGCCCAAAUCUCUCCAUUGCUUCUCAGGUUAGAAUUAUCCUCCCUCCAACAUGAGCUUGAAGGCAGUAAGGCAGCAGCUGUGCUAGCUGCCAAAAUGUUACUUUGAUGUCCACCUGCACCACCUCUCACUGGGCUCGAUCAACACCCUCCCUUCCCUGCACACCAAUCCCACCACAAUUCAAACACAGCUCUGAGAAGCAAAGUGUGUGGACCCAAAACUGCCAAGCCUGAGUCUGUCCCGUGCUUCUACAUUGCCAUCAUGCCGUGGGCCGCAGGAGGCCCGCCUUCUCCCAGCUGUUGUUCUCAAGUUCCCUGCCCCUCCACAGCGCCUGCCAGUGGUGGUGGGUUUUCGUUCUGCUUCCAACCCGAGUAAAGUGUGUGUGCUGAGUUCAUCCCAUGUUCCCCCAUGGUCACAGCCUCCUGGCCCCACGGAGGCCCCUCUCCCAUCCUAGCAGUGACUGGUGACCGCGUGCAGGUGCAGUGCUAGCUCUUCGUUCCCUCUAAGGGGUGUGCACUCUUUUUAUUCCUACUCUUGCAAAAACGGAUACGAUUAUGAUUUCCCAUGGAAAUUGAAGUCUAUUUAAAUAAUUUAACUAUUAAACACUUUCACUGGUAA